Dunckerocampus dactyliophorus (ringed pipefish) is the source of this 3248-nucleotide messenger RNA. It is a transcript of the gene rxfp3, whose product is annotated as relaxin family peptide receptor 3. The record is from RefSeq and is a predicted model, not a curated record. NCBI's taxonomy places the organism in Eukaryota, Metazoa, Chordata, Actinopteri, Syngnathiformes, Syngnathidae. Gene Ontology annotation, molecular function: G protein-coupled receptor activity. The transcript has a single exon. Gene Ontology annotation, biological process: immune response; G protein-coupled receptor signaling pathway. Gene Ontology annotation, cellular component: membrane. The coding region runs from base 199 to 1362 and encodes 387 amino acids.
UCUGCCCAAGUGAUGCCGAGAGACGACUUCAUGUGCGUCAGUGGAACCACAAGGAGAAGAAAAGGUCAGUUGGAGCUGAGCUCUGCGUCAAGACGCGCACGUUGGAGCUGUGACACACCGCGAGAGAAUCACAAUCCUGUUUUUGGGGGGUGAAGUUUGGGUGUUUGGAAAGAACAAUGUCUUUGGUGGAUUAGAAGGAUGGAGGAAUGGAGCGAGGAGGGUUCACCGGGCUCAUCCUUCAACGUGAGCUCCAUCAACGCCACCAGCUGCGAUCCUCUCCACACGGCAGACCAGGCGAACCUGGGUGCGGAUGGUGCGGCUGCCGUGCGCAUCGUCAUCUCGGUGGUGUACUCGCUGGUGUGCGCUUUGGGCCUGGUGGGCAACGUGCUGGUGCUCUACUUGAUGAAGUGCAAACAAGCGUGGAAGAAAUCCUCCAUCAACCUCUUCGUCACCAGUUUGGCCGUGACGGACUUCCAGUUCGUGCUUACGCUGCCCUUCUGGGCGGUGGAGAACGCGCUGGACUUCACCUGGCUGUUCGGGCGCGCCAUGUGCAAGGCGGUGUCCUACGUGACGGCGAUGAACAUGUACGCCAGCGUCUUCUUCCUCACCGCCAUGAGCGUGGCGCGCUACAGCUCGCUCGCCUCGGCGCUAAAGGGCAGGCGGCGGCGACCCGUGCGGUGCACGGCGCGCUGCGUGGCCGCCUCCAUUUGGGUGGCUGCCGCCUGCGCCGCGCUGCCCCACGCCGUCUUCUCCACCACGGUCACUGUCUCCGGCGAGGAGGACCUGUGCUUGGUGAAGUUCCCCGACAGUGACGGCAGCACGCAGCUGUGGUUGGGGCUCUACCACUCCCAGAAGGUGCUGCUGGGCUUCGUGGCACCGCUGGCCAUCAUCUCAGCCAGCUACCUUCUCCUCCUGCGCUUCAUCACCUCCAAGAACAUCAACACGUCGAGCGCCAAGCGACGCGCCAAGGUGACCAAGUCCGUGACCAUCGUGGUGCUCUCCUUCUUCCUGUGCUGGCUCCCCAACCAGGCUCUCACGGCGUGGGGGAUCCUCAUCAAACUCAACGUGGUGCACUUCACCUACGAGUACUACACCACGCAGGUGUACGUCUUCCCCGUGUCCGUGUGCCUGGCGCACUCUAACAGCUGCCUCAACCCGGUGCUCUACUGCCUGAUGAGGCGGGAGUUCCGCAAGGCGCUCAGGAAGCUCUUCUGGCGGAUGACCUCGCCCGCACUCACCACCAUCAGGCCCAUCACGGGCACCACCAAGCCCGAGGCGGAGGAGCGUGGACACGGCUUGGUGCCACUCAACUGCCCUGAGGAGCCAGCACUGGUCUUCUAUCCUCCUGGGGCGGCCAUGUAGAUCCAUAGUGACUAGAUUCUUGUGAACGCUCUACAGCAGGACUAUUCAAGUAGCACACGUGGUUUCACAAGGAUAAGGUCUUUGUUUUUCAUGGAUUUUACAUUUUUCCAAAUGGUGACUCAAACAAUCAACCGUCAAAACGUUAGUCAGAGGAUGGGAGUGAUCUGCUGUUUUUAAGGAUCUAGUACAAAAACGUUAUUCAAAGAUCCUGUAUGUGAUGGGCGUGAUCUGCUGUUUUCAAGGACUUACUGCAAAAAACAUUGUUCAAAGAUCCUCUAGAUGACAGAAGAGCUCUGGUGUUUCUAAGGACCUACUGCAAAUGCACUAGUCAAAGAUUGUCUAUACGACAGGAACACACCGCUGUAUUUAUGGAUCAAAUAAAAAAUGUGAGCCAAAGAUCCUCUAUGUGACAGGACCACUCUGCUGUUUUUAAGGAUCCAUUGCAAAAAUGUUAGUCAAAGAUUCUUUAUCAGACAGGAGUAUUCUGCUGUUUUUAAGGACACUGGUCAAAGAUCCUCUCUCCGAAAGAAGACCUCUGUUGUGUUUAGGGUCUGCUGCAAACAUGCUAGUCAAAGAUCCUGUCUAUGAUGAAUGUGCUCUGCUGUUUUUAAGGAUCUAAUGCAAAAACAUUACUCAAAGAUCCCCUAUGUCACAGGAAUGAUCUUCUGCUGUUUUUAAGGACUUAAUGCAAAAACACUACUCAAAAAUCCCCCAUAUGACAGAGGAGCUCUGCUGUUUUUAAGGGUCUACUGAAAAUGCACGAGUCGAAGAUUGUCUAUAAAAGAGAAGCACACUGCUGUUUUAAGGAUCCAACGCAAAAACGUGAGUCAAAGAUGCUCUACAUGACAGGAGCGCUCUGCUGUUUUUAAGCAUAUAUUGCAAAAAUGUUUGUCAAAGAUUCUCUGACGGGAGUGACUUACUGCAAAAACACCGUUCAAAGAUUCUUGAUAUGACAGAAGACCUCUGCUGUUUUCAGGAUCUACUGCAAAAAUGCUUGUCAAAGAUCCUCUAUGUGACGGGAGUGAUUUGCUGUUGUUACGGAUCUACUGCAAAAACAUGAAUCAAACGUGAUGGGAGUGAUAUGCUAUUUUUAAGGACAUACUGCAAAUACAUUAGUCAAAGUUUGUCUAUAUGACAGGAACACCGCUGUUUUUAAGAAUCUACUGCAAAAACGUGUGUCAAGUAUCCUCUAUGUGGCAGGAGCUGUUGUUGAGGAUGUAGUGCAAAAAUGCUAGUCAAAGAUCCUGUAUGUGACGGGAGUGAUCUGCUGUUUUUAAGGAUGCAAAAACAAGAUGAAAAGAUCCUUCGUGUUACAGGAGCGCGCUGCUGCUUUUAAGGACCUACUGCAAAAACUACCACUCAAAGAUCUACAUGGCAAGAGUGCGCUGCUGUUUUUAAGAACUACCGGGAAACCCAUCCUCCAUAUGACAGGAGUGCUUUGCUGUUUUUAAGGACCUACUGCAAAACCAGCUAGUCAAAGAUGUUCUAUGUGACAAGAGUGCUUUUAUGUUUUUAACAAUCGACAGCGAAAACACGAGUCAAAGAUCUUCUAUGACAGGAGUGCUUUGGUGAUUGUAAAGAUGUAUUGAACUGAACUCGGUCAGUCUGAUGUCAUUCAUGGACUCGGUUUGGCCCGCGGGCCACCAGCUGAAUAGCACUGCUUUUCGGCUUUUAUUCUCGAACUGUGUUACAAGAACCACUGAUGGUACGCGGGUUCACUUCCAGUAGUACGGAGGAGCGGCAGAAAUUUUAAAAAUAGAUUUAAAACCAAACCUCGGUCGUUGAACGCCCCGGUCUUUUAACAAAAAUGUUCACCAAAGUGUUGUCUCGGUUCUAGCACAGUAUUGUGAGUAACAAACUGUUGUAUUUCAUUUGUGUUAUUAAUA